Molecule: messenger RNA, 348 nt
Organism: Penicillium canescens
Lineage: Eukaryota; Fungi; Ascomycota; Eurotiomycetes; Eurotiales; Aspergillaceae
Exons: 2
Coding region: 1-348 (115 amino acids)
Source: RefSeq, a predicted model, not a curated record
AUGGCAACUACUACUACAACAACCCAAACCCUUUCCAUCCUCGCGGACUACGAAGUCCAUCACAGCGGAAAUGACAACCAUGACGUACAGGAACAUGCCUCCCCCAUAACCACACGGCAACCCACAGACUGGCCAACAGACCACCGUCGUAUGCCAGGCUACCGUCCCACAAAUCGCAAUCUGCCUUUCGAGGAGAGGCCUGGGGGUAGUAAUCCGGCGGAGAUGGUGUUUAUUCAAGUUAUGUUGCAUGGCGUGUGGCUUAAUGCUGCUGUUUCUCGACUCUGGAGGUUUACUGGGGGGAGGAUUAAUGAUAAGAUCUUUCAUUAUGACGUUGGUGGAGAGUGGUAG